Messenger RNA from Fusarium keratoplasticum, 3804 nucleotides. RefSeq names its product Non-specific serine/threonine protein kinase. The coding region runs from base 1 to 3804 and encodes 1267 amino acids. Lineage: Eukaryota; Fungi; Ascomycota; Sordariomycetes; Hypocreales; Nectriaceae. Gene Ontology annotation, molecular function: RNA endonuclease activity; ATP binding; protein serine/threonine kinase activity. Gene Ontology annotation, biological process: protein phosphorylation; IRE1-mediated unfolded protein response; mRNA processing. Gene Ontology annotation, cellular component: IRE1-TRAF2-ASK1 complex. The record is from RefSeq and is a predicted model, not a curated record. The transcript has 2 exons.
AUGAAAAUGCUGCGACGACCUCCCGGCGAGGGACGUCGGCCCUCCCAGCAACAGAAACUCCUUAUCGCCUUUGCCAUCAUCCUUCUUCCCUGGAUCCAGCUUGUCGAUGCCCAGCAGCAGCACCGGCCAGCCGCCGAUCCAGCCCUACAACCGCUGCAGCGCCCUGGUGGCAGCAGCCAACAACUAGCCGACGAUGCCGCAGUUCAUCAGUGGGCUGCCACGCCCAUCGACGCCGCCGAGGCCGCGUACGAGACGGCCGAAAACAUCAAGCGAGCAUCGACCCUAAAGGAUCGCUCGCCUCAGCAGAACCCCUCGAAGCGCAAAAACCGAAAGAAUGAAUACCAAAACAUUAUUAUCCCUGACGAUGCGAGCGCCCUCGCAACUUUGGCUCCGGCUGAGGCCGUAAGAGCACCAAACCCUUCACGACAUCUUCGGCCCCGAAGCGUUCCUGCUUCUGGGCUGGCGUCGCCGCAGUCUGCGCGGAGUCUGAAGGACUGGGAAGCGGAGGACUUUGUUCUUCUGGCGACCGUCGAUGGAGAUUUGUAUGCCAGCGACAGACGAACCGGAAAGGAACGCUGGCACCUCGAAGUUGACCAGCCCAUGGUCGAGACAACGCAUCACCGCGCCGAUCAAUCCAUCCUCGACGAAAGCUUCCACCCCGUUGACCAUUAUGUCUGGGCCGUCGAACCAAACCGUGAUGGUGGGAUUUACAUGUGGAUUCCCGACUCCAAUGCAGGCCUUGUCCGGACAGGUUUCACCAUGAAGAAGCUCGUUGAAGAGCUAGCCCCGUACGCCGACGAGAACCCUCCCGUGGUCUACACUGGCGACAAGAAAACUACCAUGAUCACCCUCGAUGCAGCCAGUGGAAGGGUACUGAAGUGGUUUGGUUCCACAGGCUCUCAUGUCAACGAGGCUGAGAGCUGCCUGCGGCCCAAUACUCUGUACGGCGUCGACGACGAAGAGUGCAGCUCCACCGGUACCAUCACGCUGGGCAGGACCGAAUACACUGUCGGCAUCCAGCGACGAGAUGGCCGUCCAAUUGCCACUCUCAAAUAUUCCGAAUGGAGCCCAAACAACUAUGACAACGACCUUUACCAGCAGCAUCAGUCCUCUCUUGACAGCAAGUACAUCACCAGCCAGCACGACGGCAAGGUCUACGCCUUCAAUUAUGCGCGAUCCGGAAAGCCCGAGCCUGUGUUCAGCGAAACCUUUGCUGCACCUGUUGCUCGCGUGUUCGAUGUCUGUCGGCCUUGGGAUGCCAACAUCGAGAGCAAUCCGGACUUGAUUGUUCUUCCCCAGCCGCCCAUGCCCGCGCAGGAUGAAAUCAAUGCCCGAAUUCGGAGCAACAGCAUCUUCCUAAACCAGACUCGCUCGGGAAGCUGGUACGCAAUGUCUGGCCGAUCGUACCCUCUCAUUGUCAAUGCCCCCAUUGCUCAAAUUUCUAGCCCUGACUGGUUGGACAUUGCCCCUGCUUGGGACACAAUCAAUCAAACUCGACUAUCCAAGGCUUUGGUGGGCACGCACUUCCUCAACAGCAACAAAGGCAGCAAGCAACACCUUCGCAGCCUUCCUGCUGGAUCACCCGCGGCAUACGAGGAGCCUGACACAUACGAUGAGACUGACAACGAUCCCCGAGUUCCCCAAGCAGAUGUAACACCAGACGAGCCUACCAUUUUCAAGAAGGUUAAGUCUAUUCCCCAAAAGGCCGUCGACAGCGUCAUCGAGUUUGUCAGCAACCCCAUCUUGAUACCCAUCUUCUUGUUUACUCUGUUCUACAAGCAAAGUAGCCUUCGCCGGGCCUAUCGCCAGAUUAGGCUCAAGGGUUUACACAAUCUACAGUUCGGAAAAGACGCAAUUUCGGAUGAUGGUGACGAAACUCAAGGUAGUGAGAGCGAAUCUGAGGGUGUUGUCAAUCGGAGGGGGCUUGUUGUUAGGGAGAAGGUGCUCGAACAGCUCAAGAAGCCAGAGGACGAGGGCAAGACGCAGGUGAAAGAGAAGGCGAAUGUCACCCCCACACCAAACUCGGAGCAUCGAAAGGUUCCGGAUCUGGACAAAGAUCUCCUAUCAACACCUGUCGCCGACGUGGACUCAACAGACGGGGAGGCGACGCCCAGGCCUCACAAGCACAAGGCUGAACCCAAAGUUGAGUCUCCCACCAAGGGAUCCGCCAAGUUGGAUGGCCCCCGAGACGAAGCUCAGGCCUCGGCCGCCAACAAAACUCACAACGAACAACCCGACGGCAAUCAGAAUCGACCAGCCCCCGAGAAAAAGAAGAAGGCCCAUAGGGGGCGGCGCGGAGGGGUCAAGCACCGCAAGGGUGGUCGUGCUGCUGAGGCAUCACAGUCCCGUGACGACGACCCUGGCCCAGGGACUGUGGAGGAUGCCGUCAAGAAUGCCAAGAAACUGGGUGAUCGUCCCAGUCUUGAGCCUGAUGUCAUGACUGUCGCCAACGACAUGCAGUCCGUCACAGGCUCCAUCAUUCGUCUGGGUAGCAUCGAGGUCGACAUGGAUGAGCAGCUGGGCACGGGUAGUAAUGGAACCUUGGUCUUUGCUGGCAAGUAUGACGGUCGAGAGGUGGCUGUCAAACGCAUGUUGAUCCAGUUCUUCGACAUUGCCUCUCAAGAGACCAAACUGCUUAGGGAGAGUGACGACCAUCCAAAUGUCAUCCGAUACUACGCUCAACAGUCACGGGACGGAUUCCUCUAUAUCGCACUGGAACGCUGUGCUGCCUCGCUGGCCGACGUCGUGGAGAAGCCCAACUACUUCCGAGACCUUGCCAUCGCUGGAGGACGCGACCUUCCCAACAUCCUCUAUCAGAUCACCAAUGGUAUCAGCCAUCUGCAUGAACUUCGAAUCGUCCACCGUGACCUCAAGCCACAGAACAUCCUGGUCAACAUGGCGAAGGAUGGCAAGCCAAGGAUGCUGGUGUCUGACUUUGGACUUUGCAAGAAGCUUGAAGGAGGCCAGUCAUCUUUUGGUGCGACCACUGGCCGGGCAGCUGGAACCUCUGGCUGGCGUGCCCCUGAACUCCUGCUCGAUGAUGAUGCCCGAGGCAACGUCAUGAACGAUCUGAGUACACAGAGUGGUUCGGGCUCGGUUCUAGUGGGAGACGGCAUGAUGCCCAACAACCGACGGGCCACGCGGGCUAUUGACAUUUUCUCGCUUGGCCUGGUCUUUUUCUACGUCUUGACAAACGGUUCGCAUCCUUUUGACUGUGGCGACCGAUACAUGCGGGAAGUCAAUAUCCGCAAGGGCAACUACAAUCUCAAUCCCCUUGACUCCCUGGGCGACUUCGCUUUUGAGGCUAAAGAUCUCAUCGAGUCAAUGCUUCAAGCUGACCCAAAGAUGCGCCCAACCGCCAAGGACAUCAUGGCUCACCCUUUCUUCUGGUCCCCCAAGAAGAGGCUUGCUUUCCUGUGCGAUGUUUCGGAUCAUUUCGAGAAGGAACCGAGAGAUCCACCAUCAUCCGCCCUCAUGGAGCUUGAACGUCACGCAUCCAGUGUGACCAAGAAUGACUUUUUGCGGCUUCUGCCACGAGAGUUUGUCGACUCCCUUGGCAAGCAGCGCAAGUACACGGGCUCACGGCUUCUGGACUUGCUCCGCGCCCUCCGAAAUAAGAGGAAUCACUACGAAGACAUGCCCGACACUCUCAAGCGUAGCGUGGGACCGCUCCCCGAUGGGUAUCUGUCGUUCUGGACGACCCGAUUCCCCAUGCUGCUGCUUGUCUGCUGGAACGUAGUAUACAACGUGCAGUGGGAUGACUCGGACCGGUUCCGCGAAUACUACGAGCCGGCGGCUCUAUGA